This is a messenger RNA of Mytilus trossulus (common blue mussel), 2316 nucleotides long. RefSeq names its product membrane metallo-endopeptidase-like 1. NCBI's taxonomy places the organism in Eukaryota, Metazoa, Mollusca, Bivalvia, Mytilida, Mytilidae. Gene Ontology annotation, cellular component: plasma membrane. The transcript has a single exon. Gene Ontology annotation, biological process: protein processing. The coding region runs from base 16 to 2235 and encodes 739 amino acids. Gene Ontology annotation, molecular function: metalloendopeptidase activity. The record is from RefSeq and is a predicted model, not a curated record.
UCUGGUGACACAAACAUGAAUUCGGAUGUACGUGCCGAAGUACCGGGAUCACAUUACUGGAAAACUCUUGUACAAUCCGGUAGCGUGCAACGUUUUGAAAACCAGUUUUCCAUUUUUGAAACGGAAAAUAGAAAUAAAUUGAUGAAACAACCUAAUCCUGAGCCAAAUCCAACUAUGCAACAAACAAUUACGGAGACUGUUCUUAAAUCUCUCGAUAUGAAUGUGAACCCGUGUGAUAAUUUCUUUAAAUUUGCUUGUGGUGGUUAUAUUAAAGAAACCAAUCCGCCAAGCGGAGGUCAGUGGGCUUUUAGCAGACCAAGGAAUAAAAUCAGAGAUGCUGUCAAGACGGAACUUCAAAGUAUCGUUGAACAAAAUGACAAAAUUCCACUGAAAAAAGCAAAACUCCUUUUCCAGUCAUGCAUGGAUGAGCAAACCAUAGAAUCCCGAGGAGUAGAGCCUAUCCUUAAAUAUUUGUCUGCCUUGGGUGGAUUGCCUGUGCUAGGAGCAUGGGAUGAUAAGAAUUUUGAUUGUAUAGACAUGUUAGCGGCAACAAAACCACAACUGAAAGACUUUCAAUUUCAUUACCAGAUGUCUGGUGUAAUUAUUGGUGUGACGGUGCAACAAGAUUUCGGUAAAAAAGGUCAAUAUGUGAUAUAUUUAGACCAGCCACGAUUAGGACAAUUUGACUUUACUGGAUUACCAAACCAGGAGGUUUAUCGGCUUGGGAGAAAAAACUUGUACAACAAGGCUUAUGAAGAAUAUUUAGUAGAUGUUGCAGUUUCACUGGGGGCACAUCCUGACAUCGCCAAGAAGGACAUGUGUGAUGUUGUAAAAUUUGAAACUGCAUUAGCAAACAUAAUGUUAUUCGAGGAAGAGAGAAGACUAGUAAAUAUACGAUAUAAUAAGAUAAGUAUUCUAGAAAUGUCAAUUAGGUAUCCGCAAAUUGACUGGCUACGAUUUUUAAGGAAAAUUCUAUCCGUAGCGAAUAUUCAUGUAUCUUAUCAAACUAAGGUUAUCCUUUGGGCUUCUCCCUACUUCGAUCAGUUAAGCUCAAUUCUUACUAAAACAUCAACAAGAACUUUGGCUAAUUACAUUUUAUUCCGAGCGAUUCAGCCUUUAUUACCAAGUAUAAGUAAAACUCUACAAUAUAUAAACCUUCGAUACAUUGCGACUGUCAACGGAUUAAGUGAACCUACGUUACCACCAAGGUCUGACUUUUGUACUGAUAUAGUUAUUGAACAGAUGGACUGGGUAACCAGUCGAAUAUUCAUAGAAAAUCAAACAGAUUCUGAUCAAACUCUGGCAUACGUAAACGAGAUCAGAGGAUACGUUCGGUUUGUUUUUACAGAUAUGAUAAGUAAAUCAAAAUGGUUAUCAGAGGGAACAAAAUCACAACUCCUUAUAAAAAUGCAAUCAAUUGAAGAUAAGAUAGGAUUCCCAGAAGAAAAUUUACAGGAUAGUUUUCUCGAUUUUUAUUAUCGACAUUUUGAUAUUGGAAAAUAUUUUUUUGAAAACAUGAUGGAAUCACUAACAGAAAAUUACAAAAUUGUUCUAUUGAAACUUGUAAACACACCCAAGAAUGAAUGGCUCCUCCGUCCUGGGGUAGUAAAUGCGUGGCAUAAUUUGGCUACAACAUCCAUUGAAAUACCAUUGGGAAUAAUAAGUGACCCGUUCUUCGAAAACUAUUAUUCACCUGGAAUGAAUUUUGGCGGCAUUGGGUUUUUAAUUGGACACGAAUACGCUCAUGGAUUUGAAGUUAUAGGGAUGAAAUUUGACUGGAACGGACUUAUUCGAAGAUAUUGGUCCGAUAAAUCUGCUGUUAAGUUUGCCGAAGAAGCUGACUGUUACGUACGUCAAUACUCGCAAUAUUAUAUACCGGAAGCAGAUUUAUAUGUUACAAAUGGAAACAAAACAUUAAAUGAAAAUAUGUGUGACAAUAUGGGCGUAAAAGCAGCAUUUUAUGCAUUUAAAAAAUUUCAGCGCGAUAGAAACAUAAGUGAGAAAGUUCCAGGACUACCGUUUACUGACGACCAACUGUUCUUCAUAAAUAUGGCAAGAGUAUGGUGUAGUAACUCAUCACCUUUAUUUAUAAGAAAAGUACAAUUAAUUGACCAUCAUACUCUCCCUAGGUUAAGAGUGAUUGGUCCACUACAAAACAGCCCAGAAUUCGCAUCAACUUUUCAGUGUCCUAGAGGUUCAUUUAUGAAUCCCAUAAACAAAUGUGGGUUUUGGUAGACAGUUUAUAUCAGCAGUACCAGUCAUAUGCGAGAUAUUUAUUUAUAUAUGUUUGUAAUUAAUUAGUUACAAAUAAAAUCA